UGUUCGUUAUCUCCAUGUAUUUUAUUCUAUGAAGAACUCAGAAUACUAAGGAUACAGUCACAUGGGUUGUGGAGGAUCAACAUCUACAAAAACUAACGAUGGAAGGGAGAGUCACGAGAAGCCAAAAGGAAAGGGGGUCGACAGCAAACCCAAGGAAAAGGAGGAGGAUUAUCUGAGAGAACCAGAGAACGACUCGGUAGAUUUAGAGGACAUUAUAGUAGGCUACCCUCCACCAAAACCAAGUUCCAACAGAAAGGAGCAUAUAUUUACAGAACUAGAUAAAAAUACUGCGGAUUCAAGGGCAAAUCAGAUAAAGGUAGAGGAUUAUCAGACCCUUGAGGACAUAGCACGUGCUCUGACGGAAGGAUUAAAAAAUGACGUGCAAAAAGUGCGGGCAAUCUUCACCUGGAUUGGUUCACAGGGGUCAAGGGGGGACAAAUCUAGUCAAAAGGACAAAAGUCAAAGUCAAGAUGCCACUUCACCCCAGACCAUUGUACAACAAGUUAUACAAAGAAAGCUUUCGUUCAAUUUCUUAUUCAUCAGCCUUUGUAGGGCUGCAAAAAUCCCCUGCGUACUUAUUCGGGGACUUGGGAAGAGUAUAUCCUAUGAGGUUGGUGACAAAGAUGUUGACAGUCUUAACAACUCAUGGACAGCAGUGCACGUAGCCGGAGGGUGGCGCUUCGUGUUUCCGCUUUGGGCUUUCUCAGCAGUGGUUGGUCACUCUAAGGGAACAUGGACGCUAGUAGAAACACAAGGAAAAGGGGCAAGAGAAAAAGAAGAAAAAUCAUCAGGUCAAACAAUCAGCCAUAUAAACGACUAUUUCUUCCUAACGGAGGCAGACGAGUUCAUCUAUACAUGUUAUCCCAAUGACUCAAAGUGGCAACUUCUUACCCGCCCAUUCACUAAACAGGACUUCAUAGAAAUUGCAUAUUGUAGACAAGGUUAUUUUCAGAAUCACUAUAAAAUUACAACCCCGACUAAAUGUAUCUAUUCCUCGGUUGGCGGUGUAUGCGAUAUCGGGAUAAAGAAAUUAGUCAAGGAGGAAUGUUCUUACGCUUAUAAGCUGUUCUUUAACCAUGAAGAAUCGAAGACAACUCUUUCUUCCGAAAUUCAGCUAGAAAGAUACGUAGCCAUAUUCAAUGAAGGGCCUGCUAUGAGAUUUCGUGUUCGCUUUCCCAGUGAAGGCAUAUAUAAGAUGCAAAUCUUUGGUGACGGCUCCCGCUUAUGUGAAUUCAGACUUGAAUGUAACGAGGAUGUGAACGAUGUGAAACCUUUCCCUUGUAAUCCAGAGUCUGGAUUUGGUCCCAACUCUCUUACAGAAGAAGCUGGUCUCAAAGCACAGUCUCAUAAAACUGGCUUCAUCAAUAUAAAACAGACGAAAAAUGUCAAUAUGAAAUUCAAUAUUACAAAGAAUGUGCUAGUCCAAACAAUCUUGAUACACAAUAAUAUGGAACAAGAAACGCUGAAUAAACAUGUCAACCAUAAGAUAAAAGGUCAAGAGUUGGACAUUAAUGUGAAUUUGCCCGAAAAAGGAGAAUAUGCUCUCCAGAUUAACACAAAGGAUAAAGAUUCAGAUGGUCCAUUCAAGAAUGUCUGUAAUUACCUUUUGACGUCGGAAAACAUGAAUAAAAAAAGGAAGCCCUACGAGAAUGCGAUUGAAAAAAGAACAAGAAAAGCAUUACAAGAUAACACCUCUUCCAAUGAUAUAAAGGCUCUCAAAAAAGCUCUUGAUGACUUCGAUAAGAUUGAUAUGGAAGACAAAGGAGAUCGCCAAAAGGCAGAGGAGAGAUUGACAUAUUUGAGCUUGCGUAAAGAACUAAAAGAUGCAAUUGCAAGGAGGCAUGGAGAUAAACUAGAAGAAGCAAUAGAAAAUGCUAAGUCGUCCCAGUACGAGUCCGAUCUUCAGAAACUGAUUAAAGAAGCAGAGGAUUUGUUAUCACAGCUUCGUAGGCUGAAGAGAUUUGCUCACGAGGUUCUGAAAAUGCAACAGCCAACUAUAUCUGAAAUUCACAACUAUAAACACCCAAAACCUAUGGCUUAUGACGUCAUGAAAGCUACGUACAUCCUUCUCGGAGAAGAGGAAAAGCGUGUCGAGGAGUGGGAACAGAUACAGGCGUUGAUGCGUAAGACCGGUAAAGAAGGACUGCUAAGGCGGGUUCGACUGUUCGACACUGUGAACGUGACGGAGAACAUGGUAAAUCACUCCUCUCAGAUUCUCAGACCGUAUGACGAGGAGAGGAUACAAGCUUCCAGCGCAGGCCUCGGAACGUUCUACAAAUGGGUUACGGAUGUUAUUGAAGAAAUAAGAAAAUCCGAGAAUUCUCCGAGAGAUUGAGAGGUCCAGGAAACCAAAGCAAAAAUAUAGUCAUUAGCAAAGUCAUUUACACUGUACACUACAUUGUGCUAAAAGUGUAUAGAAAAACACUACGCAAGACAUCGUUAUACUUUAAUCUUGAAUAGUAUGCAAUGCACGUCUAAUUACCCAACUAUUAGGAUUAAAUGAAAAUGUAAGAGCAGAUAGUUUACUGAAAGUUAUUCCAUAUUACCUUUAAUAUAUAUAGAAUGCUCAUGACUCUUAGUCUACAAGGAAUGUUACUACGUAAUCAAGUGAAUUUUGUUGUUU
Molecule: messenger RNA, 2623 nt
Organism: Saccostrea cuccullata (small rock oyster)
Lineage: Eukaryota; Metazoa; Mollusca; Bivalvia; Ostreida; Ostreidae
Product: lim and transglutaminase domain protein ltd-1-like
Exons: 9
Coding region: 62-2335 (757 amino acids)
Source: RefSeq, a predicted model, not a curated record